CCGGUAUUGAAAAUAAUGAUACAGUUUAUAAAAUGGUGUGUGCACAUUACAGGAGGAAAACUGCGCUAUGUGAACUGAGUAUAUUUUUCUCGUUUCAGUAAAAAUACAUCAUCUAUAGACCUUUAUCAGUGAGGACAAACACACUACAGCUGUAUACUUUACAAAUAUUUUGCUAUUUCAUUCGAUUUUACUUGGUGGUGACAUUUCAACACACGCCCAGAUGUUUUGGUGAAACAGCAGGAAGAUUUGGCUCCAUGCGCGUGGAGGAAAAAUCAAAACCCAAAAAAUGUGGACGUUUGAAUACAAGCAUAAUUAGUGCUGUUUUGAAACGAACAUGCAACAAUGGCAUAUUUUUUCAUGUAUUAAUGGAUAUUUAAUAAUAAUGAAAUAGUAAUUAAACAUUAAUGAUGAAUAUUAAAGGGACAGAUCGCGUGCGCCAAUUGUUCAGGGAAAAUUAUAAUAAAUUAAAGGAGUUUCGGUCAGUAAUGGAUCAACGAGCACAAAGUGAAAAGCUUUAUUUCCAUGUGUUUGUGUAAAAGGAGUGUGAGAAUUCAUCACAUUACACAGAACUCUUCUACAAGUGUCAGUUUCCCCAAAUUCACCUUUGUUGGAAUUUAGUGUAACAGAAGCUAUGACAUAAAAAAAAACUUACGUUUUUUAUGUCUUGAUUAAAUAAUUAAUACAGUAAAUAUUAUAAAUGCUGUACUACCAAGCAUUACAUUUCUUUCUUUCCAAAAUAAAUGUUUGACAUUGAGUGUUAUGUAUUUAUAAGUUUAUUUAUUCGUUUAUAUUUACGUAUGUUUGAAUGGGGACUGUGACAGGGGCACCUGCAAGAUUUUAUCUCAGGGUACGGUCGCAUCGAAUUGUUUAAGCACUUCCUCGCUGUAGAUUUUAAUUUCAGGAUGAAUAUUCAUGAGGACAAGUCCAGUAAGCCUGUAGUCUGUCAUCGUGUCUUCAGGCGCCUCAAUAUGCUGAAAGAGCGCUCUGCAGAGGCGUGGACACUGGCAUAGUUAGAAAGACUUUCAGUACACAAUGGAAAUUUGGGGGAAAUUCCGCCGUGUUCUUUAUAACCUCACAAAUGUCACUGCAGCUGCAUGCUGUAUCAUCCAAUUCCCUCUACAGGUCCAUUUCAACAUCAGCUCCACCUAGAUUGGGCAUCAGUGCCCCGUGCUCAUCUUUUAUCUCCUGCCACACUGUGUCCGACAAUUCUGACAGUUUAUCCGGCAGCAGAUACUGUCCCUUCAGUCGUGGGAGUGCCAGGCAAACUCGGUCUUUCACCUCAGAUUCAAGUGACAAUGGAUCACGCUAAUCCUGAACAACCUGCUGGAUCUCUGCAGUUCAAAAAGAGUGACACCAAGGAAAAGAUAUCAGACUCUUCAGGACCCAGCAGUUCCUCCAUGAACAGUGAUGUGUUUAAAGAACCUCCAGCAGAUCCCUCAUCUACACACAGUGCAACAGAAAUAAAGAGAUCAGACUCACCAGUACCCAGCUGUGUGUCCAUGAAGAGUGAUAAUUCUAUGGAAUUCCCACUAAGAUUUAAAGAGAAGAGAGAAUCCACACCAGAACGUGUCCUGCAGGGAGCAAGAGAGAAAACACAACAGAUCAUAAUCACAGAUACAGGGUGUACGUCUGUAAGCACUGAACCUCAUCUUCAGGAGAGAUGCAAAUUAAAUCUUAUAAAGAAGUUUCAGCAUGUAAAUGAGGUGAUAACAAACCAGGGAAACCCAACACUUUUGCAUGAGAUCUACACAGAGCUCUACAUGACAGAAGGAGACAGUGGAAAAGUCAAUAAUGAACAUGAGGUGAGACAGAUCGAGGCAGCAUCCAGGAGAGCAGCAAUAGAGGAAACACCAAUCAAAUGCAAUGACAUCUUUAAGCCCUUAUCUGAAGAAGACAAACCCAUCAGGAGCGUUAUGACCAAGGGAGUCGCUGGCAUUGGAAAAACAGUCUCUGUGCAGAAAUUCAUUCUAGACUGGGCUGAAGGGAAAACAAAUCAGGAUGUUCAUCUCAUAUUUCCACUUCCUUUCAGAGAGCUCAAUUUAAUGAAGGAUCGAAACCUGAGUCUGAUGGAGCUUCUUCAUUUCUUUUAUGAGAUAAAAGAAACAAACAUUUCCAGCUUGGACAAAGUUCUGUUCAUUUUUGAUGGUUUGGAUGAGUGUCGUUUCCCUCUGGAUUUCCAGAACACAGUGAGGUUGUGUGAUGUAACUGAAUCAGCAUCAGUGCAUGUGCUGCUGAUAAACCUGAUCAAAGGGAAUCUGUUUCCCUCUGCUCUCAUCUGGAUCACCUCCCGACCAGCAGCAGCUGAUCAAAUCCCCUCUGAGUGUGUCCAUCGACUCACAGAGGUACGAGGGUUCAAUGACCCACAGAAGGAGGAAUAUUUCAGGAAGAGGAUCAGUGAUCAGAGCCUGAGCAACAGAAUCAUCACACACCUGAAGUCAUUAAGAAGCCUCUACAUCAUGUGCCACAUCCCAGUCUUCUGCUGGAUUUCAGCCACUGUUCUAGAGAGAAUGUUGGGUGAAGCAGAGAGUGGAGAGAUCCCCAAGACUCUGACUCAAAUGUACACACACUUCCUCAUCAUUCAGACAAACGUCAUAAAGGAAAAGUACACAAAGAGCAGAAAGAGAGAUGCAGAAAUGGUUCUGAAACUAGGUAAACUGGCUUUUCAGCAGCUGAUGAAAGGCAACCUGAUCUUCUAUGAGGAAGACCUGAUGGAGUGUGGCAUUGAUGUGACAGAAGCAUCAGUGUAUUCAGGUGUGUGUACACAGAUCUUCAGAGAGGAGUUUGGGCUUCACCAGAGUAAAGUAUACUGCUUUGUUCAUCUGAGCAUUCAGGAACACCUCGCAGCUCUAUAUGUGCACCUGACAUUCAUGAAUGAAAAGAGAAAUGUUCUUCAGCGCAGUCUGUUACCUAAAAUGAUCAUGAUGUUGAUGAUGAUGAUAAGGUUAAGAGAAAUUACCAUCUCAGAUGUCCACAAGAGUGCUGUAGAUCAGGCUUUACAGAGUGGAAAUGGACAUCUGGAUCUUUUCCUUCGCUUUCUUCUGGGUCUCUCACUGGAGUCCAAUCAGAUCCUCUUACAAACCAUAGUGACACAGACAGGAAGUAGCUUCCACAGUAACCAGGAAACGGUUCAUUAUAUCAAGAAGAAGAUCAGAAAGAAUCCCUCAGCAGAGAAAUCCAUCAAUCUGUUCCACUGUCUGUAUGAACUGGAUGAUCAUUCUCUAGUUGAGGAAGUCCAACAAUACCUGCAAUCUGGAAAUUUACAACAAAGUGAACAUUCUCCUUCUCAGUGGUCAGCUGUGGUGUUUGUGUUACUGACAUCAAUGCAGGAACAGGAUGUGUUUGUCCUUAAUAAAUAUACCAACAAACACUGUACAUCAGACGAGGUUCUUCUGAAGCUCCUGCCUGUGGUUGCAGCAUCCAGAAAAGCUCAGUUUAAUAAUUGUGGCCUAAAUGAGGAAAGUUGUGCAGCUUUAGCCUCAGUGCUCAGCUCUGAAUCCUCCAAUCUGAGAGAACUGGAUCUGUCUGUGAAUAAACUCACAGACUCAGGAGUGAAGCAUCUCUCUGCUGGACUGGAGAAUCCUCACUGUAAACUGGAGACACUGAGGUUGCGUUAUUGUGGUGUCUCAGAUGAAGGCUCUGCUGCUCUGACUUCAGCUCUGAGAUCAAACCCCUCACACCUGAGAGAACUGGAUCUGUCUGAGAAUAAACUCAGAGACUCAGGAGUGAAGCAUCUCUCUGCUGUACUGGAGAAUCCUCACUGUAAACUGGAGAUACUGAGGUUGUGUGAUUGUCGUGUCUCAGAUGAAGGCUGUGCUGCUCUGACUUCAGCUCAGAGAUCAAACCCCUCACACCUGAGAGAACUGGAUCUGUCUAAGAAUAAUCUCAGAGACUCAGGAGUGAAGCGUCUCUCUGCUGUACUGGAGAAUCCUCACUGUAAACUGGAGACACUGAGGUUGCGUUAUUGUGAUAUCUCAGAUGAAGGCUGUGCUGCUCUGACUUCAGCUCUGAGAUCAAACCCCUCACACCUGAGAGAACUGGAUCUGUCUUGGAAUAAACUCAGAGACUCAGGAGUGAAGUGUCUCUCUGCUGUACUGGAGAAUCCUCACUGUAAACUGGAGACACUGAGGUUGUGUAAUUGUGAUAUCUCAGAUGAAGGCUGUGCUGCUCUGACUUCAGCUCUGAGAUCAAACCCCUCACACCUGAGAGAACUGGAUCUGUCUGAGAAUAAUCUCAGAGACUCAGGAGUGAAGCGUCUCUCUGCUGUACUGGAGAAUCCUCACUGUAAACUGGAGACACUGAGGUUGCGUGAUUGUGAUAUCUCAGAUGAAGGCUGUGCUGCUCUGACUUCAGCUCUGAGAUCAAACCCCUCACACCUGAGAGAACUGGAUCUGUCUGAGAAUAAACUCAGAGACUCAGGAGUGAAGCGUCUCUCUGCUGUACUGGAGAAUCCUCACUGUAAACUGGAGACACUGAGGUUGUGUAGUUGUGAUAUCUCAGAUGAAGGCUCUGCUGCUCUGACUUCAGCUCUGAGAUCAAACCCCUCACUCCUGAGAGAACUGGAUCUGUCUUGGAAUAAACUCAGAGACUCAGGAGUGAAGCGUCUCUCUGCUGUACUGGAGAAUCCUCACUGUAAACUGGAGACACUGCGGUUGCGUUAUUGUGAUGUCUCUGAUGAAGGCUGUGCUGCUCUGACUUCAGCUCUGAGAUCAAACCCCUCACACCUGAGAAAGCUGGAUCUGUCCUGGAAUAAACUCAGAGACUCAGGAGUGAAGUGUCUCUCUGCUGUACUGGAGAAUCCUCACUGUAAACUGGAGACACUGAGGUUGUGUAGUUGUGAUAUCUCAGAUGAAGGCUGUGCUGCUCUGAAUUCAGCUCUGAGAUCAAACCCCUCACACCUGAGAGAACUGCAUCUAACUGGGAAUAAACUGAGAGACUCAGAAAAGAAGCAGCUCUUCAGACUUAAACUACAGAACUUGAGGAUUUCAAUUCCCCUCCUCACUUAACAUACCUGGACAAGUUCAGACCAAUAAGAUUGUGUGUUAGAGGACCUUGCUGAGCAAAGCCAUACAAAGGACAUUUCAAGGCGAGUAUCAUUUCAUUUGGGCAUAUGCUGAAUUGUUAUAUGACCAAUAGUGGACUCGUGUACAGAGGUUUGUCUACACCUGCUAAUAUUGUGGAUGAAAUCUGUUACACGAAGCUAACGCUAGUCAUAUGUAGCAGAGUAAUUUGACCAUCUACACUUUAGUAGAGAGUAGCAGUGGAUAAGAAUGAGAGUUUCAUUUGACAAAUCUGCUCAGCUAGAGAAGGCUUUUAAUUGUAGGGAGGAAAAGCAUUCAGUUUUUUGCUAAUUUCAUGCAGUGACCCCUUUUUAAAAUCUUGAAGUUUUGGGAAGAUUGGACAUUGUAUGCAUGAGCUGUAACAACUUCCUGUUUAAUUGCAGUAAUAGCGUGCUUUAGCACUUAGCUAAGUGUUGCUAGCAUGUUUUAACAUGUUUCAUACACAUUGAUGGCAUGUUUAGAAUUUCUGGUAUUUUUUUUAUGUUGUUAGGAACACGUCAGUGUAAAUCAUGUUACUUCCUGUUGCCAGCAGGUGGUGCUAUGACUAUAAUUGAACAUUGGCAUGUAGAUGUCUUCAGGCUGGGACUUUUAUCAAAAGUUUGAAGUUUGGAGCAGAUUGGACAUUGUAUGUUUGAGUUAUAAAAACUUCCUGUUUUAUGGCAAACCAUCAAAUCAUGUCCAAAACCCCAUCAAACCAUGCCCAUGACGUGCAGCAAAAACUCAAAAAUAAAUAAAUAAAUAAAUAAAUCUUUGCAAUUUAGCACUGUCAAGGCCUUUAGAUCAGAUGGACCGAAUAUGAUGUUGAUCUGAUGAAAUCUCUAGGAGGAGUUUGUUAAAGUACGAGGCCUGGAAGAGGCUAAAUCUGAGCAAAUAUUUAAGAGAAACAUAAAAAUUUUAUUUAUUUAUUUAUUUUACAUAUUGGCACGUUACACGUUUACUGAAUUUUGUACAUGUUGGUGAAACGUAGCCUGAGGCGCACAUUGUUGAAAUUUUGUAGCUGGUGCUUUUGAGCUAUUUUGCCACACUCAAUUCUGGAACCCCUAUCAGAUAUAAAUUUUCACUGGUUCUGAAGCCUCUGCAACGUUUCGGGAGUUUUCGGUUAUAUUUAGACCCUCUAAAAUGUGAUUCACUUGAGAAAAGAAGAAAAGGAGCAGAUUUAAUAGGGCCUCACAACACUGGUGCUCUGGCUAAAAAAAAAAAAUUAAAAAAUGAAAAUUUGUUAGUUUAUUAUUAAAGGAACAUUUCUAGUUUAUUCCAACUUGGGUUAGCGAUAUUAACUAAACUGAAAGUAUGGCAUGUAAAAGCUAGUAAGUGUUCAUCAUUUCAAAUAAAUUUUACUUUGCGCCUCACUUUUCUGUUUCAAAAUGGCUUCUUGCUAGACCUUGGUUUGUUGAUGUUGCAUGGUUUUCAGAUCUUAGUAAUUAUUCAAUAACAAAACAAAACUGCACAAAUAAGACCCAAGAUGUAAUAAACCAUAAUUUUCCUUUAAUACAAACCAGAAUCUGUUAUACAGUGAACUUGUCAGAUGAAUAUGUUGCAUUCAGUAACCCUCAAUACACCAUAUACAGACAGGCCUUUUGCUUUGUCUUAACUGGUUCAUGUCCCAACACCCCUGUUCGAUAAUUUCCUGGAUUAACAUCAUGUUGAGCAAUUGUUGAGAAAUCUAAAUUAGUAAAGCAGGUCAAUUUGAUCAUAGAACAUCCUGUUUAAGUUGUGUGAUAAAAGAAAAAUGGGCAUGUUAUGUUACCAUUGUGUUUUAUGAUACAAUAAUUUUUUGUGUUGCUUAUUGAUGCAACCUAUUUACACCAUUUGAGUAACUGGGUGCAUGUGUGUGUAAAAGGGUUAAAAGAAAAUAAAUAAUGGCUCCAUUAAAUUCAGUAAGAGUGACAGUCUAAAAAGUCAGCAGUAACCAUCCAGUUCAUUAUCUCUAACACGCUAAACUAUCUUUUCAUUUGUUUUACAAGGACACGAAAGAGAUUGAGGAAGGACGUGAUAGGCAAGUUAUGAAAAUUGCCAUCAUCGGUGACUGGUCCACCCCAGGAUCGGACCACAAGACAGCAACCAUCGUGGUCGAGGGAACCAAAAUCCUGAAAGGAACGGAUAUCCCAAGGUGCUAUGCUUUGCUGAUGGUAUAAUAUAUGCUCUGAAUCUGAGCUAUCGCGAGGAACUAAAAUAUACGUUUGAAGUGUUUCAGAAGCUGUUCCUUGAACUUGAUGGACUGAAAGCUAGUGCAAAAGUAAUGAGUCUCAAGAACAGAAUUUUCUGAAGAUUCCACUUGAUUCAAAGCACUAUCAGCUUUUAUUCAGAUUUUACAGUUUUGUAUUUAAGUCCACUGAAGAGGCACCAGAACUGGUAGUGUAACAGAAGAGGGAAUUUGUGGGGAAAAAUAAAUUUGUUGUUGUUUGUUUUCAAGAUGUAAAUAUUGCAGUUCAAAAUAAAAAAAAAAAGUUAAUUGUCUAACAA
Messenger RNA from Ictalurus punctatus (channel catfish), 7520 nucleotides. Its product is annotated as NACHT, LRR and PYD domains-containing protein 12. The record is from RefSeq and is a predicted model, not a curated record. Gene Ontology annotation, molecular function: protein binding. NCBI's taxonomy places the organism in Eukaryota, Metazoa, Chordata, Actinopteri, Siluriformes, Ictaluridae. Bases 1095 to 5003 code for a protein of 1302 amino acids. The transcript has 16 exons.